Messenger RNA from Trichoplusia ni (cabbage looper), 933 nucleotides. RefSeq lists its product as uncharacterized. The transcript has a single exon. The coding region runs from base 1 to 933 and encodes 310 amino acids. The record is from RefSeq and is a predicted model, not a curated record. NCBI's taxonomy places the organism in Eukaryota, Metazoa, Arthropoda, Insecta, Lepidoptera, Noctuidae.
AUGCCCAGAGUAGUACGUUCACCGACCGGCAGCGGCUCACAGCAAACUUCUGAUUCGGACGCUGUUCCUGCUACUAUUGAAUCUGCUCCGUCUUUUGUAUCCCAACGUCACAAAAGACAAAGAGAAUCCAGCGAAGAAAAAUUUUUAACUCUUAAAGAAGAAAUAAAAGCAAUGUUUAUAGAAUCGGAGAAAAAGCAAGAAAGUAUGUUUGAAUCGAAAUUGAAUAAACUCAUAUCAGAAAUUGCGGAUGUAAAGAUGCAGAAUAUGGAAAUUAAGAAGAGCAAUGAAGAUAUGGAGAAAAAUUUUGCUAUACUGACCAAACAAUAUGAAGAAGUUUUAAAGAAGGUAGAAAGUCUGGAAAAUGAACGAAAGCAGCAUUUAUUGAAGAUUGUAACACUAGAAACAACAAUAGAAGAUAUGCAGAGGAGCUCUCUUCUCUCGGAGAAAUCUUCUUCUAUUGAAAUCAGAAAUGUACCACUAACAUCCGAAACGGAAACUAAAUCAGAUUUGUGCAAUAUUGUCCAGAACACAUGCAAAGUGCUAAAUGUAGCUAUACCUCAUACAGCUAUUAGGGAUGUUUUUCGCAUAAACACAAAGUCCGGUAAAGGUACAAUAAUCGCUGAUCUAACUUCUACCAUAUUAAAAACUGAAAUCAUUCAAAGAGUGAAAUCAUAUAACAAAGAGCACCCAGACCAACGCCUAAAUUCUAAUGUUAUCGGAAUUAAGGGUCAAUCGACCCCAAUUUAUAUAUCUGAAGCACUCACAGCCAAAGGCCGGCGUUUGUUUUUCUUAGCAAGGGACAUAGCAAAAACCAAGGAAUACAAGUUUUGCUGGACAAAAAAUGGAAAAAUAUAUCUUCGCAAGGAUGAACAAGCAGCCCGCAUUGAAGUUAAGGACGAGACGCAACUCACUGCUCUCAGAAACCAACUAUGA